Messenger RNA from Colias croceus (clouded yellow), 604 nucleotides. RefSeq lists its product as uncharacterized. The transcript is spliced from 2 exons. Lineage: Eukaryota; Metazoa; Arthropoda; Insecta; Lepidoptera; Pieridae. The record is from RefSeq and is a predicted model, not a curated record. The coding region runs from base 140 to 538 and encodes 132 amino acids.
GACAGUUGACGUUUGACUUUUGUUUUGCUUGCGCGAUCCGAAUCAAGGCUGGAUUUAUCGGCAGCAAAAUAAGCCAAAAACUUCUAUACUUUCCAACGAUUUGUGAUGUGAUAACCGAAGCUUAAACUAUCCAGAAACAAUGGGUAUAACGGUCAUCGAGAUAAUUGCAACGAUACUACUAAAUCUCAUACAUUGCACGAACACGGAGCACAUCCUGUCCUGCAAUACGAGCAGUUUAGAGCCGUGUCCGGGUAAGAACGAAGUAUGUAAAUACGAUCAGUGCGUAUGCCCUGAUGACUUAGUGAGGGAGGGUGAAGAUUGCUUGUUCCCAACCCCCGAUUCGGCUGCUAGUCACGACGUCACUGCUGCUAUUGUAUCCAUCUUUACUAUAGCGCUUGUUAUCGUCGGUCUAGUAUUAGUAAUAAGGAAAUACAAUUUAAUUGAGUAUGUAAGGCAGAAGAUUGACUUGAGAAGAAACAACGAUGUUAUGUAUGAAGACGUUAUGAUAGGGCAAGAUGAUCCCCCAUUAAGUCCUUAGUCUAGUAAAGAUAAGCUUUUCUAAUGUUUUACAAGGCAAAUUCAGAAAUGUAAAUAAUAUUGUUGA